Brettanomyces nanus is the source of this 1098-nucleotide messenger RNA. RefSeq lists its product as uncharacterized. NCBI's taxonomy places the organism in Eukaryota, Fungi, Ascomycota, Pichiomycetes, Pichiales, Pichiaceae. Bases 1 to 1098 code for a protein of 365 amino acids. The transcript has 2 exons. The record is from RefSeq and is a predicted model, not a curated record. Gene Ontology annotation, molecular function: poly(A)-specific ribonuclease activity.
AUGCCAAACCGUAACGUUAUAGAGCUGAAUAGUGUGCAAAAUGCUUCUCGGACAAUUACAAUCUCUUCUUAUAAUAUUCUCUGCCGACACUAUAUGUGGGAGAAGGUUUACGGACAUCUUCCACCAGAGUUUAGGAGCUGGCGAAAUCGAUUCAACCUUCUCAAUAAGAACUUCAGUGAUAUGUCGAAGUUCUGCGAUAUAAUGUGCUUCCAAGAGAUGGAGUUCAAAAUGUAUGUCGAGUUUUGGGAGGAAUACAUGCGAGGGAAGAACUUCGGAUCCAUUUUUGAACGGAAGCUUUCUCCUCGGUAUUGGGAUAGAAACUUGGUUAUGAUGGACGGCGUCUCCAUUUUCUACAACCAGGAGACAUUUAAGCUACUCAAUUACGAAAGAAUUGAGUUGGCAUCAUUCUUUAAAAACCCCGCAUUAUACGAACAGACAAAGGACACAGCACAUAGACUUGUUUCUAGGAAUACCGUGGCCUUGAUAGCUGUCCUACAGCAUGUUAGAACGCAUGAAGUGUUCUUCGUUGCCAAUACCCAUUUGUAUUGGUCCCCGAGACAUGAGGACGUUAAAUUAUUGCAAGCAUAUGAAUUGACUGAACUGAUUUGGAAGGCAGUACGACGCUAUUACCAAUUAAGCGAGAGUGAAACCAGAAGUAAAUUGCAGAGUAAAGACGGGAUCAACAUAAUUUUAGCGGGAGAUUUCAAUUCUUCCCCAGAAUCUCUGGUAUAUCGGUACUUGACAGACGGAUAUAUAGACAUUACCAAGGAGCCAGCAAUGCAGAAUUACAAUUAUGGCCAUACAGUGGGCCCAAGACUUGGAGAUCGCAUGGGAAAAUUCACGUCUCCAUACAAGGAUUUGUAUGAUCAAGGCACAUUCACUAGAACCGCUUAUCUUCCGAAAUUCAAGAAGAUGAUUGAUUAUAUUUGGCUUAACGAGUAUUCCAAGAGACUCAAGGUGACAAAAGUUUUGGAUGAGUUGAAAGAUGAUGAUCUUCACGACUAUUUGGGAUUUCCAAAUCUGGAUUAUCCAAGCGAUCAUUUACCCAUAGUCACGGAGCUAGAAGUGAUGCCGAGGGAGCUACCCAAUGACAACUGA